This is a messenger RNA of Alternaria alternata, 1270 nucleotides long. RefSeq names its product peptide methionine sulfoxide reductase msrB/msrA. The record is from RefSeq and is a predicted model, not a curated record. The transcript has 2 exons. Lineage: Eukaryota; Fungi; Ascomycota; Dothideomycetes; Pleosporales; Pleosporaceae. Gene Ontology annotation, molecular function: peptide-methionine (S)-S-oxide reductase activity. The coding region runs from base 385 to 939 and encodes 184 amino acids.
UUGCGACUUUCCAAAGUCAGCAGGAAAGCGACAAUUGUGUAGUCAAAAAACUAGACAACCGAUAAGUCGCAAGGUUCGCGAAGCAACUACCCCGCCGCCACCCAUGUGGCUCGCGCGUGGUGGCGGGGACCCUUCGAUUUGUCACCCAGAAUGAUGGCAUCAUUGCCGCGGUCCAUUCCCUUUUCCCAUCUCAAGCGGCGAAACUCUCCCAAUCGCUUAUAUACAUAAAAAACAACAAACUAUUCUUACCAAAGUAAUUCUCCCUUGUUGUGCAAAACACCCCAAAACUACGCCAAUCUGAAGCUCCUUACAGUCUUCCUCUUCAUCUUCCUCUCCUACCUUUCCAUGUCCUUUCUGACUAAAUUCUUCCGCCCUUUCAGCAGUAUGUCGAAUGCGCCCGCACAGCCCAUGAACGUACCCUCGGGUGCGCAAACCGCGACCGUUGCCGCAGGAUGUUUCUGGGGCGUCGAGCACAUGUACCGGAGGGAGUACAAGGGCAAGGGCCUGUACGACGCGCGCGUUGGAUACAUUGGCGGUGAUAGCGAGAACCCAGGGUACAGAGCCGUGUGCAGUGGACGCACUGGUCACGCCGAAGCCCUGCAAGUAGUCUACGACCCCGAAAAAGUCACCUAUCGCUCCCUCCUCGAGUUCUUCUACAAGAUGCACGAUCCCACCACCGAGAACCGCCAGGGACCCGAUGUUGGUACCCAGUAUCGCUCUGCCAUCUUCUACCACGAUGCCGAGCAGGAGAAGAUUGCGCGCGAUGUUACCGACAAGGUGAACAAGCAAUGGUGGAAGGGUGGUGUUGCGACGGAGAUCCUGCCAGCGGGGAAAUGGUGGGAUGCGGAACAAUACCAUCAACUGUAUCUGGACAACAACCCGGGAGGUUACGAGUGCCCCAGUCACUUCUUGAGGAGUUUCCCACCGCUGCAGGACUAGCGUGUUGGAAUAGGAUAUAUGAUCGCUAUGUGUGCAAUGUAGAAUGACAUGUCUCACGGCAUACCUAUCUCGCUUUUGUCGGUGCCUGCACGUUUGCACAAGCAUCAGUAAUCGAUGCGCCCAAGUUAUGGUAUUGAUGAUCUUGUUCACAUUCCCAAACUAUAAGAUAUAUAUCUACGAUGGGGGCAUAACCUCGAAAGUCUGCGCAACCUCCUUCUCCCAACCGAGUCGAUCUUUUCCAAAGAUUUCCGCUCCAGGCUGGAAGUUCUUGAUACCGUCGUCCAACAAUCCUGUCCUGAGUACGAUACUAUCAGGACCUAGGACUUCUUGC